AUGCCUUGCUGCGCGAAACGGCGAGCAGUGCGGCAUACGCCGUUGGAGCAGUAUGCCAAGAGUUUGGAAGUGCAAGAGGCUGCGAUUGAGGCUGAUCCAUUGGAGUUGUUUCCCAUGUACGUUGUCCCCUUGGACGUGCUUCUGGACAUGACGCAAGUUGUGCCACACGAGAACCUCAAGACUGAAGGAAAACUGCUGGAGUACGAGGAGAGCAUGGGAAACGCAGCUUUCGUGUCGCACCAGUGGGUGGAUCGUUCACAUCCAGAUCCGCAGUUCAAACAGCUGAGCGUCUUGCAAGAUGCCUUGAGGAAUGCCAUGUCCCGGACGAUGCGGGAGAUCUCACUGGAUGUGGUCACAGCGACCGUGAUGCCAAGCACCAAGAGUCUUCCAACCUCAGAGUUGUGGUCCCGAGAGUUGUUUCUUUGGUAUGACUCACUGCGGAGAAGAAUAUGUUUUUGUCUUGUUGUUUUCUUCCUUUUUCUGUGA
This is a messenger RNA of Durusdinium trenchii, 486 nucleotides long. The record is from the annotation of a GenBank genome assembly. NCBI's taxonomy places the organism in Eukaryota, Dinophyceae, Suessiales, Symbiodiniaceae.